This is a messenger RNA of Syngnathus typhle (broad-nosed pipefish), 4263 nucleotides long. Its product is annotated as homeobox protein Hox-C4a-like. Lineage: Eukaryota; Metazoa; Chordata; Actinopteri; Syngnathiformes; Syngnathidae. The coding region runs from base 2445 to 3320 and encodes 291 amino acids. Gene Ontology annotation, biological process: embryonic skeletal system morphogenesis; anterior/posterior pattern specification; regulation of transcription by RNA polymerase II. The record is from RefSeq and is a predicted model, not a curated record. Gene Ontology annotation, molecular function: RNA polymerase II cis-regulatory region sequence-specific DNA binding; DNA-binding transcription factor activity, RNA polymerase II-specific. Gene Ontology annotation, cellular component: nucleus. The transcript has 7 exons.
AAAGCGAGCUGCACGAAUGGACUUUUUGCAUUGCUGCAUCCUCAUAGGCUGCGUGCGUGCGUGCGUGCGCGCGCGCGAGCCAGCCAACAAGCCAGCGAGCGAGCGUGGGCAUCCUGCAAGAUGAAGCCCCCGCAGAGACGCCGUUCAGAUCGUUCCAUGCUCAGGGGAAGGCCGCGCAGGACGUGGGGCCCGUCCCGUCCCGUCCCGUCUUGUAUCUCGUGCUCCCUUCUCGCAGAUUGCUGCAUGGUGCUUACCGGUGCCUGGGUGCCGCUGUAAAAGCUGUCAGGUUGAAGACAGAAGAGCUGUCCAGAGAGAUAAGAAAAUGCGCAGCAUUCACAUGACAAGUUUCCAUGGCGAUAAAAAGCAGAGCUAAUGUGCUCACUGCUUCCGAUAGCAUCAGUAUUUGGAGCUGGAUGGCUUUUUCAAACAGCAGUCAUGCACAAAGAUCUGCUGUGUCAGCUCUAGUGGAAUACCUUGGUGUGUGUUUGCAUGUCAGAAUGUGUCUUUUGUUACGGAUGGAGAAUUAAGGCCUGUGUACUCGUUUGCUUUGCACAUGGUCUUGGCUCGUAUGUGGCUUGCGUGAGCAAAAGCAGCUCUGUUGGCAUGCUAGAGGGUGACCGUCUGUCGCUCAUCAUGGAAGAAAGAUCUAAUCCAUGCCUGCAUCCAUAGCUGGCAGAAAUAUGGGCGACUGUUGGGAAACACAAACCACCAUUAGUGUCUUUUUUGCUGUGCUCUGUUAAAUGAUAGCACGAUUGGCAACUGGCAACACAAGUUAUGCUCUUUGCCAUCGUGAUGCUUGGAAGCCAUGCACGUGUUACUGCCGUUUUAGAAUGUGAUCUUUGUUUGUCUCACCAAAAUGCAAGCCGUCUGGUUGGAGUGGAAAACAAGCAAAUCUGGCCUCAGUGAGGGUAGCUGCAGCAGGCCGCCAUUGUUGGAAACGAUCAGGCCGCGUUCGGACCCAAGUUGUGCUGUACAUGCAAACGUCCAUGUUUUCGUAAUUGUGACGUGUGAUUCGAGCGGAGCUCAUCCAGAUACGCCCUUGGCUCCUUCAUUCAACCUUUUAAAUGAUCAAGACUCCUGUGCUGUUUCUCCCAUUUUUUGUUUUUGCUAAAAUAGCCUAAAACCCCUUCGACGUGCUUUUUUCAAAUGCAUUCAUCUGAUUCACUCGUGAUCUAGUUGUACGUUGCGGGCCGCAUUGAUUCAUUUUACGCUCAGCGAGGGCAUGAGGUCAUCUGCCCCGAUAGCGCGACCUUUUGCAAACCGACAGCUACCUCUUGGCUGACGGCUAUCAGUUCCAUACUCGCGAAUAAUCGGCGGUGAAUCGUCUCCUCCUGGUCACCGCAAACAAUAUGACUUUUGAACUAUAGCAGUUUUUUUAAGUAUAUGUUAGAAUUCCCAAUUGUGUGAUUUGAAAAUGGAAUUGCGAUACCAAAACUUCGGAUACCUCGGCGACAUGUGCAUGCAGUGCCGCCUCAAAAGAAAUGAGGUUCUAAAAUGGAAAAACAUUUGUAUAAUGGGCCCAAGUGUUCAUCAAAACAAGAUAGGUCUUAUUCCUAUUCUAAGCCUGUAUCACAUUAGGCACAGUUUGAACAGAAAUACUGUGCUUCAAUUUAGGGGGGGAAAAAAAUCGUCAAUUGCGUGCGCAUAAAAGUGAAAUAAAAACAUUCGUCAAGAAACGUUUCAAAACAAACAUUUCUUAAAAAUUAAAUUCAAAUGUAUUCAAUACAAGGGAGCUGCCCUUGGUUUCCUGUAUGGUUCUGGUAUCAGCCUUUAUUGGCCACCUUUGGCCUGAGUCAGCUGAGGUAGGUCAUGUGACCCUCAAAUAUAUAUUUUUUCCUCAAUGGAACUUGUUUAUUUGAUGAAAUGGUUGGUUGUAACAUGAAAUUGAAGGGGGUUAUAUAUUAGAAAAUAUUUUUGUUUUAUUUUUACCUAUCGUUCUUUUUCACCCAUCUAACAAAACUAUUUCCCAUCAUGCACCGUUUUGGAGACGUUUUGUGUCCAUUUUUGCAAUCGCUUUCAGGGUUGCUAUUGUUCUUCUCCUUGGAGGAGCUCAAUUGUCCCCUUGAAUAAUUACGUUUGGUUGUGUGUGUGUGUGUUUUUCUCCUUGGUCAGCAAAGCGAGCUACUAGUUUAGUAGCCAAGAUCAAUGGCUUUGCUACCAAGACAAACGGAGAGGGAGAGCAAGGGAGAGGGCUGAGCAAAAGGAGAAAUGAAGCGAGGGAGAGAGCGAGAGAGCGAGCGAGGAAGCUGGAAGCGAGCGCGCCAUGGCGACUGGAGGUAUGCUCAACAACCCUGGUUCCUCAUCCGGGCACCUGCAGCUCGGCUGCGAUUGGCCGUCAGGGUCACGUGGUAAAAGUAACUUUACAGGGCUGCUUGCAAGUAGGAGGGCUUUAUGGAGCAGAAAAACGCCAAAGCUAGAAAAAUUAUUUUGCACUCCAGAAAUUAAUGAUCAUGAGCUCGUAUUUGAUGGAGUCCAACUACAUUGAUCCGAAGUUUCCUCCAUGCGAGGAAUAUUCGCAAAACAACUACAUUCCCGAGCACAGCCCUGAAUAUUACGGCCGCGCCAGGGACCCGGGCUACCAGCAGCCGCCGCCGCCGCCGCCUCCUCCACCGCCGCCGCCACCGCAGCAUCACCACCAGCACCACCAGCAGCAGCAGCAGGACUUGUACGCUGCGCCGCGGGCCAGCUACCAAGCGCGCCAGUACAACUGCGCAAGCAUCCCCGAACCCGACACGCCGAGGGGACACGCGGGCAUUGGCCACUCGGCGCACCUGCUCGCGGGCAAGGGCCAGCCCGCGUCUUGCGAGACCCCCCAGUUGUCCAUGUCCCCCGCCACCCCGCCGGCCGCAGCCUCCGCCUGCAACCAAGCCCUGCCGGAGCAUCCCAACAGCGCCGCCUCGUCCAAGCAACCCGUUGUCUACCCGUGGAUGAAGAAGAUUCACGUCAGCACCGUCAACUCGGGCUACAACGGGACGGAGCCCAAGCGGUCUCGGACAGCAUACACCCGCCAGCAAGUCUUGGAACUGGAGAAGGAGUUCCACUAUAACCGCUAUUUGACUCGGAGGAGGCGCAUCGAGAUCGCCCACACGCUGGUCCUGUCCGAACGCCAGAUCAAAAUUUGGUUUCAGAACCGCAGGAUGAAAUGGAAAAAGGACCACCGGCUGCCCAACACCAAAGUGCGCUCGUCGUCUUCGUCGUCGUCGUCGUCCGGCUCCAGCGCUGCGUCCGCGGCCGUGCUUCCUUCCUCGGCCACCGGCGCCGCAGCGGCCUCCGAUGAACUGAGCGCGGCGGCGCAGCACGGCGACGACAUGACCAGAUGAUCAAAACCUUGCUGCUGCUCUUAGAUGACGCCAUGUGGAAAAAGUUGCCCAGACGCUUCAAGUUGACUGCGCUUGAUUUUGGUCAUCUGCCAUUGGACGGCUCGCGAUCACGUGACCGAGGCUGCUUUCGGCUGUUGCAGUUUGAAGCUUGAGGUGCUCGCUGGACUCUGCAGGUUGAGGUGCAGCUGAAGACCAGCAAAGGGUCCCCAAUUGCAAGAAUCCGCAGAAAAGCACCCGGAGCCAUCGGGGACGGGCUGCGAGAUCGUCUUCCCGGCGAGCGGAGGGUGACCUUCAGCGGCUCGAGAAGGAAUUCCGCUGUGACCGUACUUGCGUCGCCCAGGGACGGAGCAACAAGUCGAUAUUUGCUUCCAGAACAAAUCUGAGAGCGCGCGGACUUUCAGCUCAGCUCCUUGCGGAGGAUAAACAAUACUGUGGCGAAGGUCAAAAUGUGUUUCUGCUCAAAAAUUGCUGAAAGAGAUGACUUUCCCAUGAUGUGUUCACAUUAGCAUUAAGCUAGCAGUCUAAGGGCAUCUACUAUCUACGUAUGUCCUUGAUGGAAAUGUCAUUUUCAAAUCAAAGCAUAAACAAAAAACAUUUGGAAGGAAGGCUCAUCCCACCAAGUCUCGCGGCGGCCCAGAUGGUCAUCAGUGCAUUCCAAAGCAGCCCCAGGGCCCAUUAGCCGCCAUCUUCAUUGCAAUCAUGCAUUUGGUAGCGCUCAUUAGCUUAGCUCAGCUCAAAUCCCACAGCAGCGCACAAGUGCGCCUCCCAACACAGCAUGUCCAAAAUUCGGAAUUUUUUUUUGUGGCUUAUUGUUGUUGCAUGUUUUAGGACUCUAGAAACUCUAAGAAAUGAGCAGGAUUGAAUGAUGUUUUUCCAAACCAGACAAUGCUUCGAUACAGUCAUUCUGUCCGUGCUGAAUAAACGCAAGCUUUGCUCGGAACGA